UGUUCACUUGUUCGUACUUGUUAUCUCUAUCGAGUAACACGUGUUUUAUUGUGACGUGCCGUACAGUGUAUUUCGAUUCCAUUAAUUAAAAAGUUAUUUUCGUACAAAAUGAAGUAUGCAUUGGUAAAAUUACCCCACCACAAUAAUGAAAAAAUGAUUGUGGAAACCCGUAACAUUCGUGAUUUUAGUAAUUACAGUGCAUAAACUAAAAAUAAGGUUUAUCAUUACAAUGACGGCGAGACGCAAUUUAAAUGCGUCAUUUUAGGUUUAUCAGAUUCAGAAGAUGCUUUGUCUGACGAUAAUUUUCGCGUUCGAGACCCGGUGAUAACGAAUCCUUCAUCUUUAGAAUCAUCUACAAGUACUGAUAUGGAAGAGGAAUCAGUGGUCGCUACAGCAAAAUUAUCUAGAAAGAACAAAAAACAAAGUGAAUUGAAGAGUAAAAAACAAAAAAUAGAUGAAAUCAUUAAAGUUCAUAAAGAAAAAAGUAACAGUAAUAAUCACAAAGAAAGGAUCUCCAAUGAGCAGAAAGUAGAUAGUGACGUAAAGGAAAAGCAAUUAGAAUUAAAUUUAUCAAAUGAUUAUGAUAACAUUCAAGUUCUGUCUGAUUCCUCUACCGAUAAAGGAGAAUUUAGCGAUGGAUGUGAUUCACCAAUUAAUACGCGACCGAUGAAAACUAGACUAAAUUAUAGAAGAAACUGACACGGAAGACGAUAUGUUUGAUGACACAGAGCAUCAAUAUAUCGAACCAAUUGUCAUUAUAGAAAAUGGGCACAGUGAAGCAGAAGGGACUGGGUUUAACAAUAAUGAAAAAAAGGUAUAGCCAAGCAUUUCUAAUAACUAAAUUAGAAGCAAUUAAGAAAUUAGCAAUAUGUUAAAUAAUAAUCUUAAAUAUUCCUCAUGACCGACUUCUUCUUGUCACUGAGAGAACUAUCAUACAAUGGUUUUAAAUUGAA
Molecule: messenger RNA, 953 nt
Organism: Microplitis demolitor
Lineage: Eukaryota; Metazoa; Arthropoda; Insecta; Hymenoptera; Braconidae
Exons: 4
Coding region: 367-699 (110 amino acids)
Source: RefSeq, a predicted model, not a curated record